AUGGAUAUCCUAUAUAAUUUGCAUUAUAAUUAUAGUAAAAUUAAAAACGGAAAUUUUGAUACAUGGAGAAAGAAAGAUGAAUGUGAGAAGUAUGCAAAAAAUUGCGUUGAGAAAAUUGAAGAAGCAAUAGAGAAAUAUCCUGAAAAAGAUGAUACAGAAUUUUACAAGGCAUUAAGAGAAUUUAGUCAUUUAUACACAUAUGAUCAAUAUAAUUCUGCAUCAUGCAGAAAUGUAAAAUUACCACCACUACCAAAAUUCAAUCCAUCAACAAUAAACUCACAGAAAGCUGAACAGGAUGGAAAAGAAAUUAAAGCUACUAAAAAGGAGGCUAAAAUGUAUGAAGCAGUAAAAACAUGUGACGAAAACCGUAACGAACUUGAGAUUCAUAUCCUAUUAAAAGACUUAAAUGUAUUAGACGAAUAUGAAGAACUCAAUAAAUCCGGAAUAUUAGAUUAUAAAAAAUACUGUAGUGACAUAUGUGAUUUAGAGAAAAAAUUUCCUGGAACAAAGGCUUUAUGUGUGAAAACUUCAAAAAAUUUAGAAGAUAUUUCUAAAAAGCAGAAACAAGAACGAAUUGAAGCAUGUGAGCAUUUUUACUAUUGGUUAUCUGAUCACAUAUGGAAUUUGUUUGGAAAAAAUAAUUAUUACAUUAAGGACAAUCCUGCAGUUCUUAAUUUUCUUAGCAUAGUAUAUCGUAUUAUGUAUCGUUUAAAUAUUCAUGAGUGUUUAUUUCAUUAUAAUCCCUAUGAUAGCAAAGAUAUUUUAAAGGAAAAGAAGCAUUUGUAUUAUUAUUUUAAAUAUUACCAAAAAAUUAAGAACUCUAUUACUACUAAUAAAUUAGUAGAGAAAUACAAUUUAUAUUGUGAAUAUCUUAAUUACAUAAGAAAUUUGUACGAGAAAUACGUUCCAAGUUGUUGCUCGUGCUUUUCUGAUCUCAAAGAAUGUUCUGAGUAUUGCAAAGAAUAUUUUACAUGUGAUAAAAGUUACUAUCCUUCAGAGUUACUUACUGAAUUAAGUUGCAACGGUGAAGAGCUCAUUAAAAGCGUAGAUGAAAUAUUUAAAAGUGUAACAAUAAACAGAAAAGAUUUAAUUAUUCGGCAAAGAAAAUUAACAGGUUAUUCCUUUGGAGAAAUUUUCAGCGAUCCCUUCUACAGUGUUGUGUUAUUGGGUUUUACGUUAAUGGGAAUACUUUGCACGUUUUUCGUCUUUUACAAGGUAUGCACUGCAUUAUAA
Molecule: messenger RNA, 1233 nt
Organism: Plasmodium cynomolgi strain B
Lineage: Eukaryota; Apicomplexa; Aconoidasida; Haemosporida; Plasmodiidae
Exons: 2
Coding region: 1-1233 (410 amino acids)
Source: RefSeq, a predicted model, not a curated record